AGGAUAGGUCCGUUUAUAUCGUGUAAGAUGCACGCAUGCCCGGGACGCAUUUUACCCACCUCCCCACCAACCCUCUCUGUCCUCUGUCUUCCGUUCUCGGCCCCACCGUCCCCACCGUCCCACCGUCCCCCACCCACCCAUAACGACUUGCAUCGUGCAAGGUAUCAUGCUUCUUGGUCGCAACCAUUCCGAAGAAAUGCAUUUGAUCUGAAAAGUGUUAAAAAUACGUUAAUGUAAAUUUAAUUAUAUUUAACGUUCGUAUUAAAUUGUCUCGUUGGUUUCGUGAUACGUUUGUGAUAAAGGAGAAAAAAAAAAGAAAAAGAAAAAGGAAAAGAAAAAGAAAAAGAAAAAAGAAAAGAAAAGAAACAAAAAAGGAAGUUAAAAGAGAGACCGAAGAUGCCGGGCAAAGACAAAACAGGAUUCUUAAUGUCGGCUAUAUUAAUUCUUUUAAUUGGCGUUUAUUACGUCAAUGCGAGACACAUUAUAGCAAAGAGAAAUUAUAGCGAUCAGAGUGUCAGAGGAUAUUUAGCAGAGAGAACCUGUUGGUGGAACGAGGUAUGCAAGGAAGAGUUUCAUAGUAAAUUUCGUUGCCGUUGUCCAAGAUGGUCCUAUUGCCGUUCUCCUGGGAGAUAUUACGAUGCACAUUGCAGUAUGACGCGCACAGGUUAUAUUUGGACUCAGCCGGAAACCUCGCUGACUCUGGAAAUCGAUAAGUAACCGGGACAACGCGUAGAUGCAUACGUACAUACGUACAUACGUAUAUACAUACAUACAUACACAGAUGCAUAUGUAAAAUAUCUAUCUAGUCCUGUUUACGUCUAUACUACGUCAAAUCAAAUAUUUCAUUCUCCUACCCUUCAUCUUUCCCCUCAUCAUUCCCCCUCCAAUCCUUCCACCUCCUUCUCCCGUUCUCUCCUCAUCUCUAUCGCCCCUAUCCCAUAUCCCUUUACCCUUUCAUCAUGAGUGACAUCCUACAAAAUUUUUAAUCUAAAUUCUCUUGCAAUUCUCAAUGAUACUUUUAAUACGAAGAAAUCGAUUGAAAUCAAAUCAAAUGAAAUCAAAUGAAAUUUUAGACAUCUUUUGAAUCGUUUUUUUAUAUAGCAUCGGCAUAAGAUGACCAUAAAUUAGUAUUGACUAAUAUAUAUAUAUAUAUAUAUAUAUGUAUAUAUUAUUCAAUAAUUUUUCACGAGUUAUUCAUGCGGCACCCAUGUUGUUAUAUAUAUAUAAACCGAUUGAUAAUAUUCUAGAGACUAUCAAUUGGUAUAUUAAUUAAUUAAUAAUGUUUUAAUCUAAACAUCGAGAGAGAACACGUUUGAGGUGUUACAUUUGACCCCAUUGUCUCUUUACAACGUAUAUUUAUUAUAUUAUGACACCUAAAUUGUUAUAAAUUAUAAGGCACGCGAUUAUUCUUCACUACUGCCAUAAUAUUUCUAAUCAGUAGUAAUAACAGGUACUAUAUUCAUUACAUAGAAGGAAGAAUAUGAGAAAAGGAAGAAAGGAAAAAAGAAC
This is a messenger RNA of Vespa mandarinia (Asian giant hornet), 1509 nucleotides long. RefSeq lists its product as uncharacterized. The record is from RefSeq and is a predicted model, not a curated record. Lineage: Eukaryota; Metazoa; Arthropoda; Insecta; Hymenoptera; Vespidae.